CCGGGCGGGCGAGCCUAGCGGGGUCGCGUUCCUACCCGCUAGGUCCGGCAGCCGGGGGUCGUCGUUCUCUCUUUGCCGACUGGGAUGUGCGCCGUGGUCACGACGGAAGCGGGUUCCUGGGGAUGAUGCGUGGGCCUUCGGGUUGAUAGGAUUAGAAGGGGACGGGAUCUGUAGAAAGGGGUUUGCAACUCAGAGCGUGGGGUGGCCUUGGUUCACUACGCCUGCAGCUGUGAAUUCGUUUUCCGGUGCUGUAGAGGGAUAUGGUUAUCUCUGUUCUCUUGUCUCCACUUGGGAAAGAAGGACGUGCUUUCUCAUGCUACAGUUUUUGAGAAAUCGCUCUGUGGGAGGAUUUGGGGACACAAUGGGGAACCAGACAGGCAGUCGGAGGUCUGGUGCCCACCUGAAGUAAGUUCCCACCCAGGGUACCAUUUGCUGGGCGCCCGAGGGAACUGCGUGGGCAUCCAGAGGAGUGAGUCGUCCCCUGCUCUGCUCAGUGCCCACCUCCCCGGGCAGGGCAGGCGUUAUUAACGUAGGGGGAGAACAUCCAUGCACACAACACAUGCGCGAUGAAGUCUGGUUUUUUUCCUUACCACUUAGCUUAUAGGACUUAAUCCCGUUUUGGAUCUCUCUUAGCCACAGUUUACCCAUUUAUUACUUGCCACUCUCCCCCCAGCCCACAUCCAGCGGGAUGGGAUAAGGUCUGUUUGAGAAGACAACUUGAGCAAGUGGCUGAAGGCUGGACUGACAGGACCAGGGAUUGUCCUUAGACUGCCAUUGCCAGGCCCCAUAAUAGGGGGAGAGAGGCAUUUGCACAAGAUACGUAGCUUGCGAGGGCAGCCUAGUGUGUGAUUCACAGGGCUGGCUGACCCCACUUUUUCUAUCAUGUCUUUUCUCUUGAAGCCACGGGAGUAAGUUAUCUUUGAGGGGCACUCCAGAGGGAAAGGAAGUAAGGUUAAGAACCUGGUGACUGUCUCCAGGAAGCAGAGAGUUGAUGGUGAAGGAGGAGGAGGCUCAGAGACAAGGACUGGACACCUGGCAAGGUGGAGGAGGAGAAUGGAUGCCUCACUCCCCAAGCAUCCGCAGAACAGCGCCUUGUGCUCAUGAGGGUUAAAUGGGGGCUCAGGUCUGCUGUGGCAUGGUGCCAGAUAGUUGGUGUCAUUGUUGAGUUGGACGUGGGUCAUAACUGACACCAUGAACAGGUUCUCAGUUGGGGUGUUUGUUGCCAUCCCAAUUCUGUUGGGGUUAAUACAUGCUUUUUCAUUGCAUCAGGCUCCAGGAAUGAGCUGUAGCCUGUGGUCUAACCCAUUCCUCUUUUCAUCACUGAGUUGGAAAGGCUUCUAGAAGGGUUAUCUGUUCCCCACCAUCCUGGUUGGGCACAGUGAUGAGAGCCUGUCCUCUGUCUCAUGCUGCUUCGGCUCUUAUGGGAGGUUGAAUGGAGCAGCUGAACUUAUAGACAGUGGCCUGGUGGAGAAGAAGCCGGAAGAUGCAGAAGGGCCUCCCCUCCCAUGGGCUUCUGCCUGGUGGCUGCAGAAUGAGGCCGGCUGCCUCUUCGCAGCAAGGCAGGUCAAUGGCCAGCAAGGAGGGGGGUCCGAGCCGGCGGCGGCGGCGGCAGUGGUGGCAGCGGGAGACAAAUGGAAACCUCCACAGGGCACAGACUCCAUCAAGAUGGAGAACGGGCAGAGCACAGCCGCCAAGCUGGGGCUGCCUCCCCUGACGCCCGAGCAGCAGGAGGCCCUUCAGAAGGCCAAGAAGUACGCCAUGGAGCAGAGCAUCAAGAGCGUGCUGGUGAAGCAGACCAUCGCGCACCAGCAGCAGCAGCUCACCAACCUGCAGAUGGCAGCAGUGACAAUGGGCUUUGGAGAUCCUCUCUCACCUUUGCAAUCGAUGGCGGCUCAGCGGCAGCGGGCGCUGGCCAUCAUGUGCCGUGUCUACGUGGGCUCAAUCUACUACGAGCUGGGGGAGGACACCAUCCGCCAGGCCUUUGCCCCUUUUGGUCCCAUCAAGAGCAUCGACAUGUCCUGGGACUCUGUCACCAUGAAGCACAAGGGUUUUGCCUUCGUGGAGUAUGAGGUCCCUGAAGCUGCACAGCUGGCCUUGGAGCAGAUGAACUCGGUGAUGCUGGGGGGCAGGAAUAUCAAGGUGGGCAGACCCAGCAACAUAGGGCAGGCCCAGCCCAUCAUAGACCAGCUGGCUGAGGAGGCACGGGCCUUCAACCGCAUCUACGUGGCCUCUGUGCACCAGGACCUCUCAGACGAUGACAUUAAGAGUGUGUUUGAGGCUUUUGGCAAGAUCAAGUCUUGCACACUGGCCCGGGACCCCACAACUGGCAAGCACAAGGGCUAUGGCUUCAUUGAGUACGAGAAGGCCCAGUCGUCCCAAGAUGCUGUGUCCUCCAUGAACCUCUUUGAUCUCGGUGGUCAGUACUUGCGGGUGGGCAAGGCCGUCACACCGCCCAUGCCCCUACUCACACCGGCCACGCCUGGAGGCCUCCCACCUGCCGCUGCUGUGGCAGCUGCUGCAGCCACUGCCAAGAUCACAGCUCAGGAAGCAGUGGCCGGAGCAGCAGUGUUGGGUACCCUGGGCACACCUGGACUGGUGUCCCCAGCACUGACCCUGGCCCAGCCCCUGGGGACUUUGCCCCAGGCUGUCAUGGCUGCCCAGGCACCUGGAGUCAUCACAGGUGUGACCCCAGCCCGUCCUCCUAUUCCGGUCACCAUCCCCUCAGUGGGAGUGGUGAACCCCAUCCUGGCCAGCCCUCCGACGCUGGGUCUCCUGGAGCCCAAGAAGGAGAAGGAAGAAGAGGAGUUGUUUCCCGAGUCAGAGCGGCCAGAGAUGCUGAGCGAGCAGGAGCACAUGAGCAUCUCGGGCAGCAGCGCCCGCCACAUGGUGAUGCAGAAGCUGCUCCGCAAACAGGAGUCCACAGUGAUGGUUCUGCGCAACAUGGUGGACCCCAAGGACAUCGAUGAUGACCUGGAAGGGGAGGUGACAGAGGAGUGUGGCAAGUUCGGGGCCGUGAACCGCGUCAUCAUCUACCAAGAGAAACAAGGCGAGGAGGAAGAUGCGGAAAUCAUUGUCAAGAUCUUUGUGGAGUUUUCCAUAGCCUCCGAGACUCAUAAGGCCAUCCAGGCUCUCAAUGGGCGCUGGUUUGCUGGCCGCAAGGUGGUGGCUGAAGUGUACGACCAGGAGCGUUUUGAUAACAGUGACCUCUCUGCGUGACAUUGGCCCCUCCCCCCGGACUUGCACUUGUUCCUUGUUUCCUCUGGGUUUUAUAGUGAUACAGUGGUGUCCCCCGGGCCAGGCGCGCUGUGCCCAGCCCAGCCUAUAGUGCGGAUAAAGGUGCGGAUGCUGCUGGCCCUGAA
Messenger RNA from Chlorocebus sabaeus (green monkey), 3359 nucleotides. RefSeq names its product poly(U) binding splicing factor 60 (gene PUF60). Gene Ontology annotation, cellular component: precatalytic spliceosome; catalytic step 2 spliceosome. Gene Ontology annotation, molecular function: RNA binding. The record is from RefSeq and is a predicted model, not a curated record. Lineage: Eukaryota; Metazoa; Chordata; Mammalia; Primates; Cercopithecidae. Gene Ontology annotation, biological process: regulation of alternative mRNA splicing, via spliceosome; mRNA splice site recognition; alternative mRNA splicing, via spliceosome.